Messenger RNA from Paramormyrops kingsleyae, 604 nucleotides. NCBI's taxonomy places the organism in Eukaryota, Metazoa, Chordata, Actinopteri, Osteoglossiformes, Mormyridae. The record is from RefSeq and is a predicted model, not a curated record.
UGAUUCAGCUCCUGAUGUAAACUGAAAGUAAAACUAUCUUCAGAAAGGCGCAUUAUCUCUAAGGGGGUAACGGUGUCAAUUAAAGCGCAUAUAGUCCGUUUGUAAAAAAUGAAAAUAUAAGGCGAAAUUUGCAUUCGUAGAAACGGUUAUUAGUUUAUAAUAAAACAAUUAGACAAGAAUAAAGGCGGCGAUGCAGAUGAAAAGUUGCAUCGUUAUUUUGAUCUUGUUCAAGUUCGUCGUUAACUCUGAUGGUUUCCUGCUACACGGCUCUGCUGGUCCUCUAACAGCCCGGCUUACAGGAGCUGUACUGCUGCCCUGCUUUGUGGACAGACCCCUGCCUUUGGAGGAGCUGGAGGUGGACUGGAGAAGGGCUGAUUCAGACACCAUCGUGCACCUAUUCGAGGGGGGUCAGAGCAGACCUGAAUCACAGGGGGACACCUACAGGGGCAGAGCGCGCUUCUUCUCACAGGAAAUCCCCAAAGGCAACUUCUCUCUGCUGCUUGAGGGCGUGAGGACUGCAGAUGCGGGAGUGUACAAGUGUGUGGUUUAUACAGAGCAGGAGCAACGUGAAACACGGGUGGAAAUACAGAAAGCAGGCAAGUGA